Nanorana parkeri is the source of this 1079-nucleotide messenger RNA. It is a transcript of the gene MTMR11, whose product is annotated as myotubularin related protein 11. Lineage: Eukaryota; Metazoa; Chordata; Amphibia; Anura; Dicroglossidae. The annotation marks the transcript as partial. The transcript has 9 exons. The record is from RefSeq and is a predicted model, not a curated record.
AGUCCUCCAUGUUCUCCUGUCUAGCGUCCUCCAUGUUCCCCUGCGGAGGCCUCCGAGUCUCUGCAUGCCGCUCAGAGUUCCAUCCUCUGACUUCCUCCUCUGUGUCUCUAGGAGAAGACGUCCAUGAAGAGUCUCCGCGGGUCAGAAGACGCGUCUAUUAUAACGAUGGACACCGCCAAGUGUACGGCACCUUGUACUGCACCAGCCACAGGAUCGCUUUCCGGCCAGACUGCGUACACCCCCCCGAGCAUUCCUCCGGCGAGGCGAUGUUUGACAAUGACAACGACAUUGCCCUGCCCUGCGUUGACAGGAUUGUGGCAGUGGCUGGGCAGAGUAAAGUAAAGGUUGUCACUCCUUCGCUGAGCCUGAAGUUUGUGCCAGAAGAACUUCUGAUCCAUUACCGAGGAUUCCGCCUCAUGCACUUCCACUUCAGUGACAACGGCCUGAAGACCGAGGCCUACACCGUAAGAUCUCAUUGUAUGCAGGAGGAGGGAAGAAUAUUGUCUUAUAAUAGUGUCCAUAGGAAGCCCAACAACCAGAGCGUCCUGCGGAGCCUAGAUAGGCGGGAAGGCGCGGCGCACAUGGAUUACCCCACAAAGCUUUUUGAGUCGGCCAAGGACUGGGAGAAUGAGAUGAAAAGGUUGGGAGCAACCGCAUGGAGGGUGACACCCCUGAACGAGCGCUGUGACACCUGCACCAGCCUCUCCAAGUACUUGGUCGUCCCCUGUAAGCUCCUAGACAAGGACCUGAAAAGGACAUUCGCACAUUUCCAGCAGCGGCGGAUCGCUCGAUGGUCGUGGCAUCACCCGUGUGGAAGUGACCUGCUGAGAGCGGCCGGAUUCCAAACCAACACAGACCCCGAUAAAGAGGACCUGAAGUCGGUCAGGUGGCUGUUAUACGCGCACCAUGCGCAGUGCGUUGUCAUUGACACGUCUGAGGACCUUCCGUCCAUCGCCGACAUCCAGAUCUCUCACCUCAAGUUGCGCAGUUUGUGCUCAGCGGACACGUCAACCCCGACGCCUGAUGAGAAAUGGCUCUCCAGCCUGGAAGGAACCAGAUGGCUUGAUCAUGUGAGGUAA